GUUUCGGGCUAUUGUUGUCACAUGGUGGAGGCUGUCAUGUCUCUUUGACGGGCAGACAGAUGGGUGGGAUCCCUAAAUGGAAACUCUGACCCACCCACUGCACUUAAAUACACUCAAAACUGGGACUACUGGUAGCUACACGCACCAGGAACACACCGAAAUUCUAUUUUGUGUUUUAGACCAUGAGCUACCCAGGAUACCCCCCUGCGACAGGUGGAUACCCUCCACAGCCUGGGGCUUACCCUCCACAACCAGGGGCUUACCCACCUCAGCCUGGAGUUUACCCUCCUCAAGCUGGAGGCUACCCACCGCAGCCAAGUGGCUACCCUCCCCAGCCUGGGGCCUAUCCUCCACAGGCUGGCGGUUAUCCUUCACAGCCUGGCGGAUACCCUCCACAGCCUGGAGCAUACCCGCAGGCACCACCAGCAGGCAGUUGGGGAGGUGGCCCUGUAGGUGGUUAUCCCUCCAUUGGUCUUGGUGACUUGUCCAACCCUGGAUACCCUGGCAUGGCCACCCAGAACUCACCCAUGGGGGGAUAUCCUCCAAACCCAGCCAUGUAUCCUCCAACCCCUGCCCUUGGGGGGUAUCCACCUGCCCCGUAUCCUGGGGGUGGUGGUGCCCCUCCUUUUCCUAACCAACAGUCAUAUGGCCUGUACCCACAGCCAGGAGGACCCCAAGCACCAGGAAUGGGCUAUCCUGGUCAGCAGCCACAGCCUAUGCCUGGAUACCCUCGUGCACCCUCACCCAAUCCACCCAUGCCUGGGUUUGGAGGAGCACCAGCACCAGGACCCAUGCCGGGGUACCCAAAGGCCCCAUCGCCAAAUCCAUCCAUGCCAGCAUAUGGAGGAGGAGCCAUGCCAGUAGCACCACCUAUUAAUAGAGGAUUCAGGGGAACAAUCAAGGAUUUUCCUGGAGCUGACCCCCUCAGAGACGUGGAGGUCCUUAGGAAGGCCAUGAAGGGCUUUGGAACUGAUGAGCAGGCUAUUAUCGACUUACUGGGGAGUCGCUCCAACAAGCAGCGUGUGGUUCUGCCUCGGUCCUACAAAACCUCCUAUGGGAAGGACCUGAUUAAGGACCUGCAUUCAGAGCUGUCUGGGGACUUCAGGAAGCUGGUCAUGGCCAUGUUAAAGACCCCAGCUCAGUUUGAUGCCCAUGAGCUCAACAGUGCCAUCAAGGGAGCUGGAACUGAUGAAGCCUGUCUGAUAGAGAUCCUGUCUUCUCGUUCCAAUGCUGAAAUUAAGGAGAUAUGCCUCGUUUACAAACAAGAAUUUAAGAAGUCACUGGAGGAUGCCAUCAGUGGUGACACCUCAGGCCACUUCCGAAGGCUCCUGAUUUCCCUCGCCCAGGGUAAUCGUGAUGAACGAGAAAACGUGGAUAUCUCUCUGGCCAAACAAGAUGCUCAGGCCCUGUAUGCUGCUGGAGAGAACAAACUGGGAACUGAUGAGUCCAAAUUCAAUGCCAUUCUGUGUGCCAGGAGCAAAUCCCAUCUCAGAGCAGUGUUUCUUGAGUACCAGCGUAUGUGUGGCAGGGAUAUUGAAAAGAGCAUCAGCAGGGAGAUGUCUGGAGACCUCGAGAGUGGCAUGCUGGCAGUGGUGAAGUGUAUUAAGAAUACACCUGCCUACUUUGCUGAGAGACUUUACAAGGCCAUGAAGGGAGCUGGGACCAAGGACAAAACCUUGAUCAGGAUCAUGGUCUCCCGUUCUGAGGUAGACAUGCUGGAUAUCCGUCAGGAGUACAUCAAAAAUUAUGGCAAGUCGCUGUACACGGACAUCUCUGGGGACACAUCAGGAGACUACAAGAAACUCCUUUUAAAGCUCUGUGGAGGCAGUGACUGAAAAGGUCCACCAUAUCUACUGCAAUAUUAUAUUUUCUUCAUUUCUGCUUUUUGCACUUGUAUCCAAUCCACAUAAAGUAAUGCCGUGCCAAUGCUCUCAAUGCAAUCUGUACCUGCACUAGUUGUGAGAUCCUCAUGUAUUGCUGUUUCUUCUGUACAUGUAGAAUAUGCAAAAGUGUUUUAUAUUUUUUCAUUUGAUGCCUUUACCAGACAUUGAAGUUAAAUUUAUCAUAUGGCCAUACUCUACUUUUUUUAAGUGACAACCUACGAAUUUCAAGAGAACUAUAUUUUGAGUAUAUUUUACCAAUAUUAUCAUCAUGAUAUCAGGCAUUGCAGUCAGCUACUUUUAAUGUUCAGUAAUGCUGAAAGGUGUAGGAUACCAUGCACCUAAAUACCAAAGGGUUUUUUUUAAGUUUGCAAUCAUGUUUACCGCACUCUGUUUUUUUUUUUUUUUUUUUUUUUUUUACAGUUUUACAACAGCUGUGCUGUAUUUGCAGCACAAUCUGUGAUUUGUAUAUGCCUGUUACCAUAUCAUAAAAAGUCAUAUUAUUACAUCUUGUAUCUUGCUGAUGGUAUUAAUUUUACUAUACACAGAAAUUACUCAGAACUCACACUGGGAGUUGUAGUCGUAGUUUACCUGUAGGGGGCAAUGAAGAGUCGUUUGCUUGUUUGUUUUUUUAUAUAAAGCCCUAUAAGAUCUUAACAGACACUCAGGUUUAAGGAAUGUGGUUGUCUUUAUAGUGCUAUAAUAUAAGAAAGCAUGAUCACAGCUGAAAUGAGUAUAAUCAUAUAAAAAUGAAUUGAUUCUUCUACACUGAGUAUGUUUUAAGUUUCACUGUUUGUUUCUUCAAUAAACGAAAUGGCGACUGCUAAA
Messenger RNA from Sphaeramia orbicularis (orbiculate cardinalfish), 2708 nucleotides. It is a transcript of the gene anxa11a, whose product is annotated as annexin A11a. NCBI's taxonomy places the organism in Eukaryota, Metazoa, Chordata, Actinopteri, Kurtiformes, Apogonidae. Gene Ontology annotation, cellular component: vesicle membrane; plasma membrane; nucleus. Gene Ontology annotation, biological process: cytokinetic process; phagocytosis. Bases 183 to 1835 code for a protein of 550 amino acids. The record is from RefSeq and is a predicted model, not a curated record. Gene Ontology annotation, molecular function: calcium-dependent phospholipid binding; phosphatidylserine binding; calcium ion binding. The transcript has 15 exons.